Molecule: messenger RNA, 804 nt
Organism: Kwoniella botswanensis
Lineage: Eukaryota; Fungi; Basidiomycota; Tremellomycetes; Tremellales; Cryptococcaceae
Exons: 1
Coding region: 1-804 (267 amino acids)
Source: RefSeq, a predicted model, not a curated record
AUGUCAUUCUUCGGUCCAACCAUAUCUCCCGACGGUUUAUUCGUGACUUAUCAUCCUAUCCAUCCCCCUUCUCAUCCAUGUUCAUGUUAUUACCACGAUACACAAGUCGGAUUCGAUGAUGGUGAUCCUCUACGUCCCGAUCCAGGGACUCCCACACCAUGUCUACCACCACCAGGUCCAUGUCCUAGACCUAGUCCACCUGGAGAUGAGAACCCCAUUUCCCAUUCCCGAGGUAGGCCAGGGAGACCUAUAAGUCCAAGACCAUGUAUACCUCCCCACGGUCCAUGUCCUGGUCCGAUCCCACCUUCCGAGCGGGAGCGCAGCCAUACCUACAACAAUCCUUCAAUUCCUAUAUCUCAUUCAGCUCAACAAGGUCUACCAAUCGCAUAUCCCAACUCUCCUCCAAGGUAUACACCAAACUCACCACCAUUAUACAAACCCCUCCCAUCCCCUAGCGAAGGCACACUUCUGCUAGCUCCUCCACCAAGUUUCCUCGCUUCAACUUGCCCAUAUGUCCAUUCAGCUAAUCCAUCCGAACUACCUACUCAUUCAUGUCCUCACUGUUAUUCUCAUUCCGGUCCCCAGCCACAGACGGCAGAUACGGUGGAUUGGAUGGUAGCGCUAUUGAUCAUCUUGAACCUAUUCGUAUGGGGUGCAGUAGCCUGGGGUUAUAUCUGUGAAUAUACAGAUGGGGAUUUUCAAUGGGGUGAUUUGGUGGGUAGCUGUGUAGGCGGACAAGGUGCUGCGGGAUGGGGGAAGAUCUGUCAGGGAGAGGAAUGUAGAUGGGCUUUCGUAGAUUGUUGA